AUGUCUUCGAGGGAGGUGUUGGACCGGAGUCAACGGACGAAGAUAAACACCGUGGACGAUCGAAACUGGUACUCGCAGCCGAGGCUGUGCACGCACGUCGACGACGAGUUCCUCGCGCAGCUCACGCAGCUGUACCGCGAGCGGAUCCCCGCCGGGGGUAAGGUGCUGGACAUGUGCAGCUCGUGGAUCAGCCACCUGCCGCCGGAGGUGGAGUACUCCGAGGUGGUGGGCCACGGCCUUAACGCGGAGGAGCUCGGGAAGAAUCGCAGGUUGAGCCGCUUCUUCGUCAAGAACCUCAACGAGAACCCGACGUUCGCCGCGGAGGAUCAGACGUACGACGCGGUGCUGUGCUGCGUGAGCGUGCAGUACCUGCAGAGGCCCGAGGAGGUCUUCGCCGAGGUCUACCGCGUGCUCAAGCCCGGAGGCGUGUUCAUCGUGUCAUUCUCCAAUCGGAUGUUCUACGAGAAGGCCAUCUCGGCGUGGCGCGACGGCACCGGAUUCAGCAGGGCGCAGCUGGUGAAGCAGUACUUUCAGUGCGUCAGCGGGUUCACCAAGGCGGAGGUCAUCACGGAGGUUGGCGUGGAGCCCGACGACUCCGUCUUCGGCAAGCUCAAGAGGUUCAUGAAGCGGUCGAGCUCCGAUCCCUUCUACGCGGUGGUGGGGUACAGAAACUACAGGCGCAUCGACGCAUAG
Messenger RNA from Micromonas commoda, 693 nucleotides. RefSeq lists its product with no specific name. The transcript has 2 exons. The record is from RefSeq and is a predicted model, not a curated record. Bases 1 to 693 code for a protein of 230 amino acids. Gene Ontology annotation, molecular function: S-adenosylmethionine-dependent methyltransferase activity. NCBI's taxonomy places the organism in Eukaryota, Viridiplantae, Chlorophyta, Mamiellophyceae, Mamiellales, Mamiellaceae.